GGAUGAGAAAAAUCUUUCUACUCUAAACCCCAGAUGUUUGUUUUAUCUAUACAUCAAGUAAAAUGACAAGUCUACAAGGAGAUGAUGACACCACAUCAAGUGGACACAAUCAGAUGACUUCAAGAAAGGAACUACAGGAUGAUUUGCGCCGCUACAUCACAGAGACCUUCAACUACAUCAAUUCUGUGAGAGGAUUCUGUGACAAGAUCUCUGAAUGGGUGGACAAGAGGAAGACAGAAUCAAAAAAAGUGGUAGACAUUAAAGAUAGGGCUGACAAACUUGACCUGAACUUGAGACAUGUUUACCAGUCAAAGAAGAAAGGUAAGGCCCUUCUGGAAUAUGGGAUGAGCAAGGUGGCCGGGGUGAAUGCAGACAAAAGGCGUGCAGAGCUGGAGAAGGAGCUGGUUGCUGUGUUGAGUGACACUUGGAAAGGCCUGGAGGAGCUCAACCACUUGCUGGGUGCAGUGGAGAAGCUGGUGGUCACCUCACUUCAUGUGUUCAUGGAGAACCAGGUGUUACAUCUACCCAAAGGUAUCAGCCUUGAUGUUCAGGUUAUCAUCGCUACUGCACGACUAAUCUGCCCUCUCCUCAUUGAGUUUAAAAGAGAUUCACGAGUCUUCAGCCUUCCCAAACUUCAGAAUGCAGUGGUGCUGUCGAAUCAGUUGGAAAGAUACAUAAAGACCACCCAGAUAAUCUGUGAUGAGUUAGAGAAAAGAUCUGUUGGUAACUUCUGCCAGACAAAACCUGUUGUUGGUAUACAUGUGAAUUUAUCUAAGGAAAACAUGGAGAGGAUGAUUCAUCAUGUCAAUGAACUACUCCGAAUCAGGAAGGACAAAGACUUCCAGACAGUGUUUAUCUUCCCAGAAGGGCAUUGUUCUCACUUCAUCACUGAGUUCAGCAAGCGACAAAGCAAGUUACAGUCUCUUCUAACGAAGCUGAAGGACAUUGCUAUUCGUCUUGACAAGGUGAAUAAGGGGAUAAAGAUCGCCUAUGUGGCAGGCAGCUCAGUGGGGGCAAUUGGAAGUGUGCUUUCCAUUGUUGGUUUAGCGUUAAGUCCUUUAACACUAGGAGCAUCUCUACCACUGACGAUGGCAGGGCUAGGGAUGGGAAUUGCUUGUGGUGUCAGCAGUGCAGUCACCACAAGCACGAAGAUUGGAGUAAACAGGAAACAGCAGAAAAAAGCUGCUUGUGUCUUCCAGAGCAUCAAGAAGGAUGUGGAGAGUAUUCAGCAAUGUCUGGAGGAGGUCAAAAUGGAGAAAGGGGGCAGUAGUGAGUAG
Messenger RNA from Seriola aureovittata, 1277 nucleotides. RefSeq lists its product as uncharacterized. Gene Ontology annotation, biological process: lipoprotein metabolic process; lipid transport. Lineage: Eukaryota; Metazoa; Chordata; Actinopteri; Carangiformes; Carangidae. The transcript has 5 exons. Bases 63 to 1277 code for a protein of 404 amino acids. Gene Ontology annotation, cellular component: membrane; extracellular region. The record is from RefSeq and is a predicted model, not a curated record. Gene Ontology annotation, molecular function: lipid binding.